UACAAAUCGUUCAGUUUGAGAAGAGACCUAAAUAACAUCGUUAGGAAUUAAUUGAAGAAAAAGUGGAUCCAAAAGAGUGAAAUUAGAUAAAAGAUGCGGGGGGGCUUAGUCGGAAGCGUGUGUUUCCUUGCCUUCCUGUUAUCUUCGGGUAUCAAAGGUCAAAAUGUUUUAAAUUCCCAAGAUCUCCAAGGUUUGCAAGAAGAAGCGAAAAGCAAUGCUGCAGUGGCUGGAGAGCAAAAAAGUAGUGACAACAAAGACAAAACGUCCGUUGAAGAUGAAGAAAAGUCAGGUUUCGCAUCCUAUACUGGAAGCGGUACUCAUGGAAAUGCAGCAAGACCAAAUUGGUCUGUUCCACAAAACUAUGGACCAAAUACACUUUCACAAGCAAAUGCACAAGCUUCAGCAAACGCACAAGCAUUAGGCAGUAUGGGCGGAAUUAUGGGCGGACAAAUGGGCGGACAUAUGGGCGUACAAAAUCCCGUAUAUGGUUACGGCUAUCCUGGUUCAAAUGCAGCUAGUACAUUCUCUGAAGCCAAGGCUCUAGUGCAUGCAGGCGGUGGAACACCAUACGGGCACUCAGGAUGGAGAUCAGAUGUUGAAGUUGAAUCAGAUGGAGUAGCUGAUUCUGCGGCAAGGAAUGAACAGGAUGACAACGACGCAUCUGAUGCAGAUGCGAGUAGCAGAACGGGAGUGGGCUAUAACUACGGAGCAUUUUCUGGCGCUGUAUCGAGAUUAGUUCCGCAAAAUGAAUACGUUCAUCCAGAUUUGGUGCCAGGAGGACAAAGUGUGAUUACGUGUACACGCGAAUAUGAAAUACACACCAUUUGGUCCCCGGCUUUCCAAUGCCUGGUUUGUGUGUGUGUUCGUGAUGGAUGGACUUUGAGAGCUGCCUGCGUCAGUUGCAGCACCUGUGCGACGAAACCAGAACCAAAACCGCCAGUGCACACGAUUCCAUUCCCACCACCUCCACCUUUAGUACCUGAGUCACAAGUAUCUUGCUCGCCUCUACCAACUAACACGCCGUUCGAAAAUCCAUUGAAUCCAUGUCAAACGUGUAUAUGCAACAAAGUUGUCAAUGUGUACGGCCAAGAGGAUGUUCAGAUCAAAUGCGAAGAAAAUCCAAGUUGUGUAACACCGCCAGAAUUUAUUCCGAUACCCCCUCUUCCAACACCACCGAGACCUGUACCAAUGCCGCUUUGCGAUAGCUUACCACCCAACGUGCCAUUCCCACAUCCUACAGAGAAUUGCACGAUAUGCAAGUGCGUGGAAGAGACAACUUAUCUUCUAACAGAAAAGAGGAUGAUUUGCCAACCGGAUCCCCUAUGUCAUCCCCGUCGCGAAGAGAUGACACAACCACCACCAGUUCCUGAAUUCCCAAUAAUGCCCUACCCACCUACACCGUCACCUACGCCAUCACCACCAUUAAUUCCAGAUCAUACCCAAAGACCGACCGAAAUAGAUCCAAUUCCUUGGCCACCAAUUGUACAACCGCUACCACGACCACCUAGCCCGCUUCCUGGACCACCACCGCAUGACACCUGCAGGCCCUAUCCUCCAAAUACACCAUUCCAACAUCCAUGGGACGAGUGUCAAAUCUGCGUUUGCAGCGAAAUAUACGGAAACAACGUAGUAAACAUUGAAGUUAACUGCUACACUAAGAAAUCGUGCUGUAUCGAGCCACCAAUACCUGAACCACUAGGUCUACCUUAUAAACCGGCACCGUCACCAGGUAUCUUAGGCCCUCCGUUGGACGGCAACCUUAUAUUUAUUGAACCAACAUGCAGAUACAGACCACCUAACCAACCAUACGUCAUGGACUGCAACAUCUGCACAUGUGAAACUGUAUACAAAUACGUUUACGCGAAAUGUACACCUCAACCCAACUGUGGAAACUACGGCCAAGUAUCGCCAUAUGGUCAAAUUGGUUCAAUGUUGGGCAGCAGUGCUAGUGCAGCCGCGAUGGCUCAAAGUAAUCUUAAUUCCCAAGCUUCCGCUGAUGCAGCAGCUAUAGCAAAUGCUCAACAGCAAGGUUACCAGUCUCUGGCAUCAUCUGCUUCGCAAGCUUUAUCUCAGGCUAAUGGCUACGGGUCAUCAUCUGCAGAUGCGGUUUCCAAUGCUAUAUCAGAAUACAAUCAAGGCCAAGCUAGUAGUUCAGCAUUAGCAAACGCUAUAGCUAAUAGCAAUCAAUAUCCUUAUAGUGGCGUACCUCCCUCAUCCAGCUACAGUUCAGCUGAAGCUACGGCAAAUGCUCAAGCAGGGAAUCUAAACCUCUCGCCUUACAGCAACUCACUUCUAUAUAGUCCACUUGGUGGACAAUUAAAUGCAGAUGCUAUAGCAAAUUCUCAAACAGGAAAUAUGAAUUUAUCCCCAUUUGGUAAUUCAUAUCCAUAUUCCCCAGGCAGUGCACCGUCUAGUGCUCAGGCUCAAGCUGAGGCUAUAGCGAAUUCUCAAACAGGAAAUAUGAAUUUAUCCCCAUUGGGUAAUUCAUAUCCAUAUUCCCUAGGCAGUGCACAGUCUAGUUCUCAGGCUCAAGCUGAGGCUAUAGCGAAUUCUCAAACAGGAAAUAUGAAUUUAUCCCCAUUGGGUAAUUCAUAUCCAUAUUCCCUAGGCAGUGCACAGUCUAGUUCUCAGGCACAAGCUGAGGCUAUAGCGAAUUCUCAAACAGGAAAUAUGAAUUUAUCCCCAUUGGGUAAUUCAUAUCCAUAUUCCCUAGGCAGUGCACAGUCUAGUUCUCAAGCUGAUGCUAUAGCGAAUUCUCAAACUUCUCUUUUAUCUCCAUAUGGUAACUAUCCAUAUGCCCAAAGUGGGGGGCAAUCUAGCGCACAAACUCAAGCAGAAGCUUUAACCCAGUCUAGUAAUUUAUCCCCGUAUGGUAUUUAUGGUCAAGGACAGUCCAGUGCGCAGGCGCAGGCUGAAUCGCAAGCCCAAUCUGGUGGUGUUUAUCCAUACGGUUAUCCUUACUCACCUGGUAGUGGUCAGUCGAAUGUUCAAGCUGACGCGUUAGCUAAUGCUCAAACUAUCAGCACGUCACCAUAUGGAAGCUAUCCUUAUUACCCAGGACAAUCUUCUGCCCAAGCUCAGGCUGGAGCUAUGGCCAAUGCUCAAUCUCAAACUUUGGGUUCUCCAUAUGGCGUUAAUCCUUACCUUGGAGGUAGUCAAUCUAGUGCCCAGGCCCAAUCUGACGCAGUGGCUGCAUCUCAGAUGUAUCCGUCAUUGUAUCCAAAUCCGAUAAAUAAUAUAGAAUCACUAUAUCAACCUGGUAUGAACGGAUGGGAUGCUGCUGGGCAAUCAGCACUGGUACAGGGUCAAGCGCAAGCAGAUGUUCAAACAUCAUUAUACGGUGGAUCUUCUGUUGGUACUCAGUCGCAAGCAAUGACACAAGGCAGCGAAACCGCUCAAAGUCUAGCUCAAGCCGCGUCUAUGUCGGGCAGACCUUUAAUAAAAUCAGGAAAAGGGCUUUGCAAGUACGCGGGUGAUAAAUACCACCACAACUGUCAAGCGUGCUACUGUCUUGCGGAGGCCAGCGGCAAAAUUUACACCCUCUGUCUGGGCAACCCUUGCGCGUAGGAUUCCUGGACAAGGUCGAGAAGAAGACGAUACUUCAAAUUCCUCAGAAGCAUGAAAAAAAACAAUAUUGAAGACGAUGAAAAUUUACCAGCUGAUUAUUUACUAACGAUGUGCGUAUAUAAGCAAUAUGACAGCACGCUUACCCCAAAUAAAAUAGCCAUUAAAAUUUGUCAAUAAAGUUUAAUUUUGUGUUUCAGAAAUAAAAUGUAUUUUAGGUUCCUUA
Messenger RNA from Pararge aegeria (speckled wood butterfly), 3790 nucleotides. RefSeq lists its product as uncharacterized. NCBI's taxonomy places the organism in Eukaryota, Metazoa, Arthropoda, Insecta, Lepidoptera, Nymphalidae. The transcript has 23 exons. The record is from RefSeq and is a predicted model, not a curated record. The coding region runs from base 94 to 3567 and encodes 1157 amino acids.